Molecule: messenger RNA, 1278 nt
Organism: Sordaria macrospora k-hell
Lineage: Eukaryota; Fungi; Ascomycota; Sordariomycetes; Sordariales; Sordariaceae
Source: RefSeq, a predicted model, not a curated record
AUGGCUGCCGUUAGUCGUCAACCGUUUGCUCCCCUUAAUGAGGGGAGGUUGUCGGGGCUGACGAGUUUGAAAAACAGACAGAAUGCCCUCUCUACCAAGAGGAAGGCCGCCGAGGUUGACCCCCUCGACGAUGCCGAAAAUGUCGACCCCAGCAUGUUCUCGAAGCGGGCAAAGUCUUCACACCUCUACAUCAUGAAGCCUUCCCAGUAUGUCCUCAAGAAGGCCAGCACACCAGUCCCCUCUGUCGGAAAGAUGGUUCUCGGCAACACAUCCACCCAGCCUAGGCACAUCCUCCAAGCCAAGUCUCAGCAGAUUCGUCUCAAUACUCGCAUUGCCGCUUCCACAACCCUCACUGCCCCCGCUGGCCGAUCUCCCACUCGCGGCUCCAAGAAGGACGGUAUCCUUUCCAAGCGCCGCACCCAACGCAUCGAGCCCCCAUCAUUUGGAGGCGUUUCUGCACCUUUCUCCCUCGAUGCCGCCCUCAUGGGUACCAUUCCCAGCUAUUUCGGCGGCCUUCGCGAGACCAAGUCAACAAAAUCCACCAACACCAAAACCGAAUCCUUCUUCCCCUCGACCAUGAAGUCUGACUGGUUCUUCGACAUCCACGAGGACACUCCCGAGCAGGAAAUGACCAACCUCCUGCAGCACAGCACCUGCGUCCUUGACAUCAGCAGUGACGAGGAGACCGAAAAGCGCGAGACGCGUGAAUGCGCAGAGGGACGUGACAAGGAGAACGUGCCGCCUACCGAUGAUGUCAGCCAGAUUCCCCAGUCUGCACGGACUCCUUCGACACGAGGUGCAGGUUCGGAUGCAGAUGACAUGAUGGUGGAGAAGAACAGGGGUCCGUUGCAGGAGAUGAACAGCCAAGAUUUCUGGCCUGAAGGAACCGAUGACGAGGAUUUCUUUGUGGUGCCCGGUGAUGAGGAUGAUGUUGCCGCGUCCGUUGCUGGCCCCGCGGUUCAGACUGACGAGGCACAAGAGGAGGACAGCGAGAAGUCCCACAGCGACAUUCCCCACAUUUUCGUCGACAACUUCGAAGAUGACGAAGCCGAUGAGGCCGACACCAGCUCUUGCAGCGACUCCGACGAUGUGGCCAGCAUCGAUGGCAUUAUGGGCGUUCACGACGGACCGGUCAAGGCUGCGGUUUUGGAGCCGAUCGAGGGCACGGGCGAGAGCUUUGAGCUCUGGGAGAGCGAGAGCGCCAAGGAUCAGGCCAGCGCCCCGUCCUCGCCGGUUCGUGAGAGUGUUUUGGGAGAGGUGGAUAUUGCUGAAUGCUAG